This is a messenger RNA of Clonostachys rhizophaga, 2358 nucleotides long. NCBI's taxonomy places the organism in Eukaryota, Fungi, Ascomycota, Sordariomycetes, Hypocreales, Bionectriaceae. The record is from the annotation of a GenBank genome assembly.
AUGUUUUCACCAUCAACUUCGUCCACUUGGACGGUGGCUAUCGGGGCCAUCCAGGUGCUGAUUCUUUGCGUCACUGUCGCAGAGGCACAACAAGAUCCUUGUGCCAUUUUCAGCUCCCGUCAAAGGUCCUCCCUGGGAGAUAAAGUGCUUCAACAUCCUUAUGAUAUCAUCUAUGAUGGUGGAGUCGAUGCCGAAAUCACCUUCCAAUGUGCUACCUCGGUGCCCAUCUUCGCGGACCAGGCUACCUUUAUGGUGGAGAGCAUGAAGAACUACACGGGCCUCUUGAGUACUCUCCCCUAUCUCAAGAAUCCUCCCGCCUCUUAUCAGCAACCAGGAGUCGAUGUUAUGGCACGACUCGAUGAGAUUGGCAACAAAGCCAGGAACCACGAGUACAAUAACAUGUACGAGUUCCAGCUGGACAUCUACAACCUUCAAGCUUCCACUCAUGAAGGCCACUUUGGUUUCGCUUUUGGCACCAGCGGACUUUUCGUAUGGUGGCUUCCUGACCAGAUUGUUUCUGUCUCGUCUGAUGGGCAGGAGCUCCCCCAGAUCUUUGCCUACAGCGACAUUCUGGGCAAGGUCCCCAACGCUUCCCCGAUCAUUGAAAUAGGUGGACUACCAGUCUUUGAGUAUCUCCGCAAUUUCAUUGAGACAAAAACGAGUAAUGGUAUGCUGGAAGCUCACGGUGACUUUAAUGCUAUGAUACCAUCAGAUGCAAGACAAUUUGCCGAGAUCGGAAUGACGCCCGCCUCGUCGUACUCCUUCCCUCUGUUUACCUCCUCGUACGUCUACAACGGAAAAUCUCUCCAGGGCCACUUCGCCAACGGGACUGCCUUUGAGUGGAAGUAUACCGGCGGAUCUGGAGAAAACUUCUCAGAAAAUGGCUGGACUUCAGGAAUGGAUAUCUACAAAGGCCGUGUUCUUAAGCCGCCCCCGAGCAGCAGCAACAGCAAGCGAGAUGCCAAAGAGGAGUAUGAAGACCAACUCUCCAAAAAGAGAGACAGUGUAACUGGUCGAGUCUCUCCCAUUUACCCUCCACCUGACCUGUUCCAGGAAUACUUUGGAUUCGGCAGUGUGGGCUCAGCGUAUUUUCUUAGGAACGAGUCGAUUGCCAUAUUGAGCCUUCCUUCGUUCAACAUCAAAGAGACAACAAAUGUAACGAUACAAUCAUACAGCGCACUUUUUAAUGGAUUCCUUACACAAGCAAAAAGCGCCGGUAUGAAAAAACUUGUUAUCGAUCUGCAAGGAAACGGUGGCGGUGUGCUCUCUCUCGGCUACGAUCUCUUCAUCAGACUGUUUCCCAACAAAGUUCCCAAUGACCAGUACUUCCGACUUCGUCAGUUCCCGGCUUCGGAUACGUGGGGGAAAGUGAUUUCCACUGUGCGCAUGAAUCCUCAGAGCUUCCCUCCAUGGAUUGUCAGUGAAGUGUCCAAAAAGGCUAAGGCCUGGCCCUUCGAUCUUACCAAUAGCGUUCAGCUCGAUGGAACAAUAUGGACGUCUUGGGAUAGCUUCUACGAGGGAGAGAGGUUUGAUGGUGAGGAAUGGACACAGCCUACAGGUUCCAACUUGUACUUGUCCAAUCCUGAUCUUCCCAACAGCCAAAACCUGGAUUUUGAUGCGGAAUUUGCUAUUCCCCUUCCCUUCACCGAGCCCCCCUUCGCGGCCGAGGACAUCAUCCUCUUGACGGACGGGGUCUGCGCGAGUACGUGCCACACAUUUUCCAUGUUCAUGAAGAAUGACGCCGGUGUCAAGUCUGUUGUUGUCGGUGGUCUUCCCGAAUACGGCCCAAUGCAAGCCGUAGCGGGCACCAGAGGUGGCAUCGUCAAUGACUGGAACUAUUACAGCGAGAUGAAGGUCAUUCUCCUGGAAAUCGUAAACAACUUAACUCCGGAGGAGUUGAUCGCCUUCACAAACGCCGUCGGCAUCACCAUGGAUGACAUUCAGGCGCUUCCUCCACUUGUCACCAACAUGCCCUGGAACAUUGGACAAUCAAGCAUUAACGGUAUGAACGUUGUCCACCGCGACAGCCCCCAAGUCACCCGCCAGUUUGUCUACGAGGCCGCUGACUGCCGCCUAUUUUGCACGGCGGACAUGUACCACGACAUCACGCACCUGUGGCGCGCCGCGGCCCAGUUUGCCGGCGGCGACAAGUCCGUCUGCGUUCGGGGUUCUACAGACGGGCCAGGCACCGAAAUCAAUAACACGCUUUUGGAUUCCCCUGGGUUCUCGUACAACAGCACUUGGGACAAUGUGAACUCGACUAGUGUUCCCAAGUCCAACAGAAGUGACUCGGCGACACAGAGGUAUGGGAUCAGCAUGAUUGCCAUUCUCGUGAGUGUGAUUCUUGCUGUGCUUUGA